Messenger RNA from Heterostelium album PN500, 1218 nucleotides. RefSeq lists its product as uncharacterized. The record is from RefSeq and is a predicted model, not a curated record. The coding region runs from base 1 to 1218 and encodes 405 amino acids. The transcript is spliced from 2 exons. Lineage: Eukaryota; Evosea; Eumycetozoa; Acytosteliales; Acytosteliaceae.
AUGAAUUCAAUUAAAUAUGUUCAUAUUCUAUUAUUUAUACUUUGUUUAUUCUUUAAAAAUGGAAAUAGUUUUGGAGAAGAUAUAUUAUUUUUAGAUAAAGAAUCAUCAACAGAACCAAAUUAUAUAUUUAUUUUAUUGGAAAGUAAAGAUUCAACUGAAGGAAGUGCUCCUUCUAUUAGAAUAUACUACCAAUCUUUAAACGACAAUACAAAUAAUUACAUAGAAAUGGAUGGAAAUACGAUGAUUGGAGAAUAUUCUGAUUUUUCGGAAAUUUCAAUGAUUUCCAAUGAUUGCACAGUUAGAUUAUAUAGUAGAGAGAAUUCAAUUAUUGAUGGAUCAAUAUGGAGAGUAUUAUUGGAUCUUCAAAUGGAUGGAACUUUUCAAACAAAUGGAAUUGUAUCUGUAGAAAGAUCAAUGUUAGUAGGUGGUGAAUCAACACCUCUUCCCAAAUAUAUAUUUCAACCUGUACAGUUUCAAAAUAGAUAUAAUAAAGAUGAAAUGGAAAUUCAUGGAUUGUCAGUGGUAAACGAUCGAUUAGCCUUAGCAUCCUUGGAUAAUACUGGGUUACGAGAGCUUGGAAUUAGUGAUUACAGCUAUAUUGAAACACCAAUGGAGAUCGAUUUCGAAUCCAUUGAAAGACUACCCGUAGCAAAUGACCCUAUUAACAGGAAAUACGUUGCAUUCAUCACCAGUGGUAUUGAAAAUACAAAGACAUUGGUAACAUUCGAUUUAAACGAUAGAUCAUUAAAUAUGUUUGGUAUUCCUACAGAGAUAUCCAAUUCCAAUAAUCUUCUCGAGAUGAAGACUACUUUAGUAGUUGGAAUUUGUAUAUUCGAUAAAACCGUUUUGUUGGCAAUAAACAACGGUAUCGAUUCAAAUGAAACCAAUAUCGUGGCCAUUGAUACGACAACGCGUCAGGCAGACAAACAAACUCUACCGUAUCGAGUUACCAAUGUUAUACACUCUAGAAAUCCUAGAUAUUGCUCGUUCUACUCCAAUGAAACAGAGACUCUAUCGAUUUACAAUAUCGAGCUUGGCACAAUGAAAGAGACAACUUUGACAUUGGACCAGCAAGAAGGAUAUAACAUUAAACACUUUUAUCUUUCAAACUCUUUCACAUCACCGGCAACUUCAAUACGAUUCAACUACCAACAUUCAACGAUCUAUAUUUUAACCAUAGUCAUUCUAAUAAUAAAUUUAAAGAAUAUAUUAAGUUAA